UUUUUCUGGUUCAGACACAGAGAGAGAGAGAGAGAGAGAGAGAGAGGAGAUUCGCGUGAAGGAGAUGAUCUUUACCUUCAAAUACUCCUUUUCUUUUAUCUGAACUAAGGGCUUAAUCGAAGUUGCUAUGUUUUGGAGUCCUCACAAGCUUGCUCGAUCAAACUUGAAGAGUAUCCAUUGCAUGGUUGUGCUCUUUACAGAUCCUAGCAAUAGUAGGAGCUACACUAGCCAGGUUCUAAAUCAUCCCUCUGGAAGAAUCUUGAAUCAAUCUGUUCACCCUCUAAAAUUUGCGUCUGGUGAAACUUAUUCUGUUUUUCAAUCAAGUUCUCUUCAGCACUGGUUCAAAAAUUGGCAAAAACUCAGGCAGCACAAAUUGACAGCAAGCACUUUUGCUGCGGCUAUUGGGUUUUGGCAUCGCCGAAGGGUUCAGCUGUGGUUGGAGAAAAUUGGGGCAAUUGAGCCAUUUUCUGGAAAUUUGGCUACCUUUUGGAGCAAUAUUAAAGAAGAGGAAGCACUUGAAAGAUACAAGCUCAUAACCGGUAAUACUGUUUUGUUUCCUGAAUUUCAGGUCUAUGGUGGGAGAAACCCAGAAGAUGAUUGGCUAGCAUGUUCACCAGAUGGAGUAGUUGACAGGCUAGUUUAUGAUUUGCCUUCACGGGGAGUGCUUGAGAUAAAGUGUCCAUUUUUCAAUGGAGAUAUGAGCCAGGCUGUCCCUUGGUCACGAGUCCCUCUUUACUGUAUUCCACAAGCUCAGGGUUUAAUGGAAAUAAUGGACAAGGAUUGGAUGGAUUUCUAUGUUUGGACUCCUAAAGGGAGUAGUCUAUUUCGGCUAUACAGAGAUAUAGAAUACUGGGAUGUGUUGAAAAUGGCACUCUCUGAUUUCUGGUGGAAACAUGUCCAGCCAGCCAAGGAGUUGUGCAGUAAAUCUGUAAUCACAAAUCCUCUCACUCAAUUACGUUCACUUAGGCCAGCUCCUAGGCAUGAGUUAUGUAGUUAUAUAGUUUAUGAAAGUAAGCAUGUUGUUGAUAACUCCAAGUUGGUGAUGCGUGAAAUUUAUGGAAUACUCCAAAACUGAUGCACCGAAUGUAUCUAUUUUGGGUCUUUGAACUUCUAUUGCUUUAAGUGGAUGGGAUUCUUUAUCUCUGUAGGAGCUAGUUGAAAUAUUGUUUGCUUGAGUUUUUUUUGGUACUUGAAGUAAAUUUUUAUAGGAACUGUCAUCUGCAAAAGGAAGAGGAAAAAUACAUUGCUGGUAGAAGCAGAAAUUCUCAUAUUAGUCAUGAUUAAUCAGAUAUAUGGAAGAGAAUGCAGUAAUACCAUCCUUGGUGUGUGACAACAAGAGAGUGGAUAUAUUUCUUUCUGCAUGGACCAUGUGAUAGAUCCCAAAUGGGAAGCUCUGAAGGUUCAUAUUUCAUCAGUUACUGGCAGCUAACUACCAUGGUGCUGAGUGCAUGGCAUAGGCAGCUGCAUGGGAUGUACCACUGAAUAUGCUCUCCAAGCACACUUUCUGUGAGCAUUGGUUCCACUGCUUGCUCUGGUUUCUGAACUAUCAGCCACAUCCUAAACUAAUGGAAAAGAGUAGAGUAGGUCUUAUGGCUAGGAUUAACCCAACUAGGAGGUUUUGGUGUUGAACAAAGUGACUUCCACUUGGACAGCUUGGGUCAGGUUGAAGGUUGACCCAAUGGCUGCCAUCAGCUGAACCUAUACUUAAAAUGGAAUUUGAGGUCUGAAAUCAGGCCUGGGUUUUGUGAGGUUUGGGUGGCUCUGGUUAGUGGGAGGGUUAUCCCCUUUAAUGCAUAUCUCCCACAAUAUAACAUCAAUUUCUGUAACUGGGCUUAUUGAUAAACCUUGAUGAACUUUACAUCAAAAUGGGGUUUGAGGUCUGAAGGCAGGCUUGCUGGUCAAGUUUUUGGUUGUUUAGCCCAUCUAUCCAGAUCUUCAUCAAGGGUGAUGUCGCCAGUGACUAUCAAGUGAUUGCUGGCUGGUUAGUGCCAUCAUCAUCGUGGAGUAAUAAAUGGUAACAAGCUGCUUUCAGAAACAAGGUCCCUCCUGAAGAAUUAUAGUGUCAAAAUGGAAAUUAUGCAGCAGAGUUGAAAUUGUAAAGAAGGUGGUUUUGAGGUAAUUUGUGUAUCUUUUAACGUUGUUUGAAAGUGUUAGCUUGUUGGGGUUUCUAAACAUUUUGUCAUAAUUAUGUCUAGAUGUUGCAGCUUAUGAUGAAAAGUUACAAAGCUAUGUCAGAAAAGUAAGAGAUUUCUUUCUUUUAUUCGUAGUUUUUAGAAUACUAAUCUCUCUCUCUUCCUCUCUCCCUGGACCAGGGAGAGAGAGAGAGAGUAACUUGUAAUAUUUUUUUUGUAACUUCCAGCUAAAAAUGGUUUCAUGGAACAAUUUCUUGCAGCUCCUCAAUGACCAUGCAAUAUUUUUUUAUUAGUUAAUAAAUUAUGUAUAAAUAGAGUUUGAAAUUAC
Molecule: messenger RNA, 2460 nt
Organism: Carya illinoinensis
Lineage: Eukaryota; Viridiplantae; Streptophyta; Magnoliopsida; Fagales; Juglandaceae
Exons: 4
Coding region: 128-1075 (315 amino acids)
Source: RefSeq, a predicted model, not a curated record